Molecule: messenger RNA, 3831 nt
Organism: Tetrapisispora phaffii CBS 4417
Lineage: Eukaryota; Fungi; Ascomycota; Saccharomycetes; Saccharomycetales; Saccharomycetaceae
Exons: 1
Coding region: 1-3831 (1276 amino acids)
Cellular component (GO): cytoplasm
Molecular function (GO): protein binding
Source: RefSeq, a predicted model, not a curated record
AUGGCUGAGGUUAAUCGUGAGUCUGGAAAUCCAAUAGUUAGGAAAAACGAGAUAUUCGACGUUCUAGACGAGUUUUUAUACCCAAAUAGCAGUCCUAGUAAUUCAAAAGGCAAUAAAUUCAAUAAUAAUAACAACAUAAUGAAAUCAAACGUAAAUGAUUUCGAUGAAGAAAUCUUUAAUGCCUUUAUAAAGACAGAUUCUUUGGAUUUUAGACAACAUGAUGAUCACAAUGAUUAUCGUGAUGUUACAAAAGUGAAAGCAGAGGCAGAUGCAGGCACUGGGGUGACUUUGGAUCAAUAUAAUGACACUAAGGUAUACGAGCACGGUUAUAGUUUGAAUGCAGAAAAUCAUUCUUUUAUGGCAACUAACGGCGAUGAAAAGCAAGAUGAUGAUGGAAUCACCACCACCACAACUAUGGAUAAUGAUGGUACACAUAAAAAAACGAAAUCUAGCAUCACGAACACACAGAAUAUUUACGAAAUUUUAAUUGAAAAUACAGUUUCAUUUGGAGAAAGAGACGUUUCGGUUAGUUCAAAUUUAGAUUCUCAUGAUACUUUAGCAAGUCUUAAAAAUGCUGAAGAAAAAUUAAAUAAAAUAAACGAAUUAGUUAAUAUGGAUGAAAAUUUAUUACCAAAUAAAUUAAUAAUAUCCAAGUUGCCACACCAAUGUCGUGUAGAAAAUCAAAUUAAUAUUUCAAUUCAAAUUGAACCACCAUUAACAAAACAGCAUAUUUUACAUCUGUCAUCGAAUAAUGUGGCUAAAAAUAAAUUAUUUUUAUCAAAAGAUAUUGAUAAUUAUCCAAAAAACUUUUUGGAUGAAAUUGUUUUCUUAGAGUCCUUUUUACUAUGUUCAGAGACAAAUAAAAUUGCAAAUGUAUGCCCAAUGUGUAUAAACAGAGAACAAAGAAGAGCAUCAAGAAGAAAAUCAGGAUUAUGUGAUAAUAUACUAUGGUGUCAAAAUGAAAAUAGAAGUGCAUUGAUAUUCAACUCAAAACAAAUUUUACCAAUUAGUAGUGUAGCUAAACAUUUACAAGCCUUUAAGUUAACAGCAAGAAUGGUAUGUUAUUCAAGGCAUCAUAAAUCAUCAAAAGGUUUUAAAAUUUUAUUUAUAUUGAAAAACUUACAUGGCGAUCUUUUAGCUAAAUCUAUUUCUGAUUCAAUAUUAAUUAUGGAUAAAAAACCAAGUUCCUCAAUGAAUGGAGAAUCAAAUAAAAAUAAAUCUGCAACAUCUUCAAACUUCAAAACUAAUGCAUCAUUAUCACCAUCGAAUGAUAAAAAAAAUAAGCAUAGUAAGACUUAUUCUAACAGUAAUACAGAUUUAAGUAUGGACAUCGAUAGUAAUAUGGACACAGAUGCUUAUUAUUCAACAAAUUUAUCUGAAGCUAGUACAAAUUAUGCAUCUAUGAGCGACGCUCAAUAUAAUACAAAUCAAAUUGUACAACCCUACACUCAUAAUACUUCUCUCCCCAAUGUUAAUGAUCCAAACGCAAUGAUGCUUCCUUCUCAAAAUAAUGAGUACGAUAGCAAUAAUCAUAAUGGAAAUUCUAUGUUUAAUUUCACAUCACCUCAAACACAUAUUCCAUCACAUAAUAGAGUACCAUCUCAAUCCCAAUUACCACCACAAUUAAACUCACAGCAACAAUUGUUAAUGUUAAAUUCAUUUAUGCAACAAUCGGGAAUGCCAAUAAUACCAUCACCAACUUCAAUGUCUGAAGAUGGAUUAGAUCAAAACAAAAGUAGAAGCAUCAAAACUGCUUCAAGUACACAGAUUGCUGCAAGGAGAAACGAAUAUAUAAAUGGUUCAGCUAGACCAAAAAGACAACGUUCUGAUAUUGCAGAUACAAAAUACCAUUCAGAUAAUAUGAACCACUCACCACUAUCGUGGAUAAAUAACUCCAACAAUUCCAACAAUAACCAAUUUAACCAAACAUUACAAAAUAACGCAAAUCAACCAGUUAACGCUGCUGCCUUUACCAACCGUACAACAGACAACAAUAUGCCAAUGGUCAAUACUGUGUCACAAAACUCUAAUGAUAAUAAUAUUAAGAUGAAUUUACCAUUAAUUCAGAGAGCUAUUCCAUCACAGGGCCCUAUAACUGGCGGUAUUGAAAUCACUUUACUUGGUUCGAACUUUAGAAACGGUUUAACAAUUAAAUUUGGUGAUAAUGUUACGUUGUCAACACAAUGCUGGAGUGAUUCGACGAUGGUUACAUACUUACCUCCAGCUGCAACUGCAGGUCAAGUCUUCAUCAUUGCAGAAGAUCCAAAAUAUCCAAACCAAUUUGUAAACCAAUCGAACUCAAAUAAAAAUGCCGUUUUUACUUAUCUCGAUGAUACCGAUAGACAAUUGAUUGAACUGGCAUUACAAAUUGUUGGUUUGAAGAUGAAUGGUAAAUUGGAGGAUGCAAGAAAUAUCGCUAAGAGAAUUGUUGGUAAUGAUGAGAAUUCCCCUAAUAUUUCCCCAGCUAAUGGUAGUGCUGCUAGUACAGGUAAUAGCAAUUAUUCUAAGUAUUCUAGCCAAUUGGAGGGUAGUUAUUCUGAUGAACAGCUGAUUGUAAAAGUCAUAAAUUCAUUAAAUGCAACUUCUAAUUUAUCUAUGUGUGAUAGUAAUGGGAGAACAUUACUACAUUUAGCUGCAUUAAAAGGUUAUGAGCAAUUGGUAAUGACCUUAAUUAAAUAUGGUGCAAGAAUCGAUGAGAAAGAUAUGUUUGGUUACACUCCAUUACAUUUUGCUUGUGUGAAUGGUGAAUACAAAAUUAUUGCAUUUUUAUUAAAAUGUAAGGCUGAUUUGACUAUCAAAGCUAAGAAUGGUGUACAUGCAAGAGAUGUUUACAUGGUUAAUCAUGGAAAUGAUGAAAUAUCAAGUGAUGAUUAUAAUAGAGUAAUUAAAAUGUUUGAUUCAUUAGAGAAAGGCUCCAAAUUAGAGUUUAAUAAUUCCAGCUCCGGUGAUUUUGAUCUUGAUUCGUUACACUCAUUGGAAUACGAUAUUGAGCCUAGUAUUACAGUUAACUCAAGAGGUAAAACUCAUAAAGGUCCCACCACUGUUGCUGUCUCUGUAUCAGAGGAUUCUGGUUAUGAAGUCAGCGAUGGUGAAAGUUUCAUCACUAAUGACAGUGAUUUAUCAUCUAUGAAUUCAGAAUCAAGAGACUUCAUAAAUACUGAAAAUAAUGGAAACAAUGUAUUUAACAUAGAAAGAUCUACAUCGAAGAAACUCCGUGAAGCUAACGAACUUGAAGAAAAUACUGAAAUUACUAAUGAUGAAAGUAAAGGUACCGAGACUGAAAACAAUUCUGUUAAUUAUGCAGAUAGAAAUAACGAUUCUUUGUGGAAUAGAAUGUUAAACAGGAUUAAUGACGAUUUACCUAAAUAUGAAGAUCUAUUCCCUGGGUUUACACAUCCCUCCAAAGCUAAACAGCAAACAACUUCUAUGAUGGAUGAAGAACAGGCUGUAACUAUGAACAAAACAAAGGACAUGUCUGUAUUGUCAUCAAAUACAGAUGACCUAUCUCAAACCUCCAGUGAAGAUGAAGAUGAUGCUAUACAGAUUAGAUUAAAUAGAUUUUUCCAACAGCAAAGAGAAACCACAUUUCAAAAUGAUAAGAUGCUAUGGUUUUUUUGGUUCCCACUAUCUAUUAUACUAAUAUCAACAUAUUUCUUUAUUAAAUUCGGUUCAAUCGAUGACAGUAAAUUAUAUUCAUUUUCAUUUGAAAUAGUUGAUCGUUUCAGAAAGAGUUUGGCUAAAUUAAUGUUGGGUAAUGAUAGAAUGAAAGCAGCUUUCAAGGAACAGUUAUCAAAUUUCCAAAAUACAGGUAUACAUGUUCCGGUAAUGUAA